Opisthocomus hoazin is the source of this 3265-nucleotide messenger RNA. The record is from RefSeq and is a predicted model, not a curated record. Lineage: Eukaryota; Metazoa; Chordata; Aves; Opisthocomiformes; Opisthocomidae.
AUGGCAAGUUGCCGAUGGAUCGUACCCCCCGUUCAAGGCCUGCUGCUCUGCAUUUUGGCUCUGCACCUCUGCAUCCAGGACCCUCUUGCCACAGCAGAGCACAAUGCAGCCGCCAACGCCUCGGUGGCCGCCAACGCCUCGGUGGCCGCCAACGCCUCUGUGAAUGGAACAAAAGAAAGACUGGGGAAAGUGUGUGCAGCCUUCUCCUGCCAUGGGGACGGAUGUUUCAAAGGCAAGAAGACCGUUGCUAGAUGCAUUGUCGGGCAUGACUUCUGUGAGAUGAAGAAGACUGGCUUGAAUUACGUGGCGGGAUGUAGCAGAGCCUGCAAGGCUGCCAAACCAGUCUGUGCCGGUGGGAUGAAGGCUGCCUGUUACCAGGAGUGCUGCCCAGCUAUGCUGAAGGCUAGCUGUCUGAAACUGGACGGCAAAGUUCACGUCAAUGGUGCUGGGCAGAUGGCUCCGGCCCCGCUCCUGAAGCUCAUGGCGUGUGGGGUGGUCCUGCUCCUGAAUUACAGGGUCUCAGCUUCCCUUGGGGGCACGGCGUCCCUGCGCGCUCUGCUGCGAGGGGAGGCUGCGGGCCCCUGCCCGGGGACUUUGCCCAGGGAUGGCGACUCCAGGUUUGAGCUGCUCAGCGGGCGGCGGGUCCUGACCCUGGGGGGCUGUGGGGCUCCCUCCGCGUCUCUGCUCAUGGGGCUUCUGUGGCAUCUCUGCUCCGUGCCUCUGGCCGGUCACAGCGAUGACGCUGAAGUGGUUGGCUCUCAAGGUGUCAAACAGAAUGGAAAAAAGCUUGCAGUUAGUCAGAACUGGAGCCACAACAGCACCGAUAAAAGCACUCCCAGGCAAAACAAACUCAAUCCUGAAGUGACAACUGAAAUGGUGCGGUCCUCCAGCGUAAUGGUUUCAAACAAGGGUUCCGUCUUAUCCGAGCCAAAGUUUGGACUAAGAGAUACUAUUGUUAAAUCUCAGCUUGUACAAAUGGAGGAUUCCUACACACACAUCCAGAGGUUCAGAUUUUUUGUUGGGACAUAUAAUGUGAACGGUCAGUCACCCAGAGAAAGCCUCCAGCCUUGGCUGAGGUGCGAUGCUGAGCCUCCAGACAUUUACUGUGUGGGUUUCCAGGAGCUUGAUCUGAGUAAAGAAGCCUUCUUUUUCAAUGACACACCGAAGGAAGAAGAAUGGUUUAAAGCUGUAACUGAUAGUCUGCACCCAGAUGCCAAAUACGCAAAGGUGAAACUUGUGCGGCUCGUGGGAAUCAUGCUUCUGUUAUAUGUGAAAGCAGACCUUGCUUUGAACAUCUCCGAGGUGGAAAUUGAGACUGUGGGAACUGGAAUCAUGGGGAGGAUGGGUAACAAAGGUGGUGUUGCCAUAAGGUUUAAAUUCCAUAACACUAGCGUGUGCAUUGUGAAUUCUCACCUUGCAGCUCACACGGAGGAAUAUGAGCGGAGGAACCAGGACUUCAAAGACAUCUGCUCUCGGAUGCAAUUCUGCCAGUUGGAUCCAAAUUUGCCUCCUCUCACUAUUGGCAAACAUGAUGUGAUCUUAUGGUUGGGUGACCUCAACUAUCGUCUGGAGGAGCUGGAUGUGGCAAAAGUGAAGCAGCUUGUAGAUGAGCAAGCAUUUCUAGAGCUUUGCCAGUAUGACCAGCUAAAGAGGCAAAUGAAUGCAAAUGCAGUCUUUGAAGGCUUUACAGAGGGAGAGAUUUCUUUCCAGCCAACAUACAAAUAUGAUGCUGGCUGUGAUGACUGGGACACAAGUGAGAAGUGUCGUGUUCCAGCAUGGUGUGAUCGGAUACUCUGGAAAGGGCAGAACAUUGCUCAGCUGAGCUAUCGCAGCCAUAUGGCUUUGAAGAUCAGCGAUCAUAAGCCAGUCAGCUCUGUGUUUGAUAUUGGGGUGAAGGUUGUGAACGAGGAGCUCUAUCGAAAAGCCUUUGAGGAAAUAGUCCGCUCCCUGGAUAAGCUGGAGAACGCCAAUAUUCCCUCGGUGACCCUCUCCCAGAGAGAGUUCCAUUUUGAGGAUGUUAAAUACAUGCAGCUGCAGGUAGAGAAGUUUACAAUCCGCAAUGGACAAGUGCCCUGCCAGUUUGAAUUCAUCAGCAAACCAGAUGAGGAAACCUACUGCAAGGAGUGGCUGACUGCUAAUCCCAGUAAGGGCUUUCUGCUAUCAGAUGCUGAGAUCACAAUUGAGUUGGAGGUGUUUGUUAAUAAAUCAACAGCUACACACUUGAACUCUGGAGAGGAAAAACUUGAAGAUAUCUUGGUCUUGCAUCUUAACAGAGGGAAGGAUUAUUUUCUGUCUGUAACAGGAAACUACUUGCCAAGUUGCUUUGGGUCUCCCAUUCAUACGCUGUGUUACAUGAGGGAACCGAUUCAGGACAUGUCAGCAGAAUCCAUUCGGAAACUUACCAUGAUGCCACUAGAAAUGAGUGAUGACACUCUUCAAGCUGAAAAACCUCUGGACAUUCCAAAAGAGCUGUGGAUGAUGGUGGAUCACCUAUACCGCAGUGCUUCCCAGCAGGAGGACCUGUUUCAGCAGCCAGGCCUCAGACCAGAGUUUGAGCAAAUCCGAGAUUGUUUGGACAAAGGAAUGCAUGAUACCCUCCUUGGCAGCAACCACUCGGUAGCAGAAGCCCUGCUGCUCUUCCUGGAAAGCCUGCCGGAGCCUGUCAUCUGCUACAGGUUCUACAGCAGCUGUUUGGAGAGUGCCAGCAACUACCCACUGAGCAGCCAGAUUGUCUCUAACCUGCCAAGGUGCCAUAAAAAUGUAUUUGAGUAUCUAAUGGCAUUUCUACGAGAACUACUGAAAAAUUCAGGGAAAAACCAUUUGGAUGUGAAUAUUCUUGCAAGUAUAUUUGGUGGCUUGUUACUUCGACCUCCUCCUGGACAUCCUACCCCUGACAUAACUGAAAAGAGGAAAGCUCAACAGUUUAUCCACCAGUUUCUCUUGAGAGAAGACAAUUUACCAUGAAUUUCAGAUGCAGCCAAUCUGAUUUUUAGGUAUCAAAUUAUUGUAUAUUUUUUGUACAGUAUACUGGCUUUUUUUUGAUAUGACUAUUUUAUACAAUCUAUGGCUUUUGAAGGCACAGAUCAGGCAUCUUGAAUCAGGUGUCGCUGUUUAAGCUGUAAAGUGUAGCAAAUUUCUAAAUAAGCUGUAUGUAGACAGGCAAAAAUAUAAAAGCUGGUAUUUGCACUGUAUUUUAUUUAACUUGUAUUAAAACUCAGAAUUUUUAAGUCCUUGUUAUUUAAAUAAAAAAAUCAUGGUGCAUUUU